Messenger RNA from Symbiodinium natans, 906 nucleotides. Lineage: Eukaryota; Dinophyceae; Suessiales; Symbiodiniaceae. The record is from the annotation of a GenBank genome assembly.
AUGGGUCUCCCUGAUGAGCAGCUGCUCAAUCCGCAGGCUGUGUCAAAAGCACUGAGGUGCGUGAUCUGCACUGAGGUGUUCGUCAAGCCUGUGUCCUCGAUCUGCCAGCACGUUUUCUGCCGGAGGUGCAUCGAGCGCGCCUUGGGGCGGAAUGCCCGCUGUCCUACCUGCAGAUCUCCCCUGAACGCAUGGGAGUUGAACCCAAACCCCUUAGUUCAGACCUUGCUGGAUGAAGUGCUCGUCCGCUGCCCGCGCUUCCGCGACAGCUGUGCCUGGACGGGGCCGCAGGAAGCCAGCGCCGCUCAUGAAGCGGCCUGUCCAGUACUUGAGCGGCUGAACUUGGCUCAGAGGCUCGAUUUGAAGGAGCAGGCGCUGAAGGAGCAGGCCGACACCAUCGAGUCACUCAGGGGUCAAGUGUGCCAACAAGAGCAACUUGUUGACCAUCUCAAGUCUCAAGCUGUGCGCCAGGAGAGGCAGCUGGCUGAACUGAGGCGUGAACUGCGAACCAAGGACCAGGAGCUGGCGAAGACAAAGCGCGGCACAGCCCUGAUCCGAGCCGACGUGCAGGCAGAGCUCGCGGCGCAGUGGGCGUCGAAGGCACAGGCAGAUGCCGAUCUGGCCAGGCAGAACUUGGAGUCUCUGCGGUCAAAUGACGAAGUUAUUCAGGUAAAGGAUCUGCUGGGCAAGACGCUUGUCAUCAAAGUGGAUUUGCACAAGCCGGUGGUGGACGUCAAGAAGACCAUUGUCGAGAAGACAGGCUGUCCCGAGGACGUCUUCGGGCUUUCUCACGAGGGCAAGAUUCUGGAGGAAGAUUCCUUGGCAUCGAGGUAUCAGAUCUCAUCCGAGUCAACUCUUUUCAUGAGAAUGCGGCGGCCGCAUCCUUACAAUUCAUACCGGAGAACAUAA